This is a messenger RNA of Acanthaster planci (crown-of-thorns starfish), 3262 nucleotides long. RefSeq lists its product as uncharacterized. The record is from RefSeq and is a predicted model, not a curated record. NCBI's taxonomy places the organism in Eukaryota, Metazoa, Echinodermata, Asteroidea, Valvatida, Acanthasteridae.
GUUCAAACUUCAAAUCUUUUGAAGGUUGCUAAGUUUUUUUCCUCGAAGUGGUGUAUUGUAAUUUUGCCGCACCUCUCAGCUUGACAGGGCAGGCAUUUCUCGACAGUCCUUGUGAGCAACAUUUAGACGAAAAGUGUCUUUUUCCUCGCUAUCAACGUGUGCUCUAAAGUCUCUCUAAGAACUUGUAGGAUAUGAACAGUGUUUGGAUUAGGUUUUGGCCACGGUGGUCUCGACCGCAGUGUUAUGCCGGAGUUCAUCCAGAAUUAUGCCAACCAUGUCGCUGAAACAAACGAUUUUUGUUAACCAUUUUGGUGCAGUUUAUCAGAAAAUGCAGAAAAGCAAAGUUUUGUCAGCACAGAAAAAUACGCAAUGAACUCUACAAAAUCAUUGGACCAUGUCUGCUACGACUUUGUGCCAAAUUCACAGAGCGUCAUGUUUCUGGUUUAUAAGUGAAGAAUGGCUAUGAGGAAGCCAACGGAGUUCGAGGACUCUCUCAGCUCAUUGAGGACCAGCGAGGGUUGGGGAUUUGACGAGCAGCCGCACAGUGUUCACUCCCGUGGCAUCCACAAGACGGGCUCCGUCUCCUUUCAGAACGCCUUGCUCGAUCUAAAGAAAGACCAAGAGCUGAUCGAAGUAGACGAGGAGGACAGUGAUGCCGCCGAAGAACCACCACCGGAUAAAUAUCAACCUCAAGGUCGGUCAGAGGACCUCUCUGAUCAAGCAGCUGAAAUUGGUAACGAGGAAGCGGGGUCGUCCAGAACAAGGACUGUGAGCAUAAACCGAGGACGAAAGAAGGACUUGAAGCAGACACAAUCCAGCUCAAAAGUUGAGGAAGGACCCGAUGUCUCCUCUCACUCUGAUGGGAGGCCGCAAGGAGCAGUUAACAGUCGGAGCACCGAUUUGGAGACGGGAGAAUCGGCGAAUGGUGAUCACUCUACUUCUCCGCAGGAGGUCAAAAAUGAUUCGGGGAACAGAUUGGGGGGAGUAGCCACCAGGGGCCCUAACUCUGACACCAUCGGCUCGCCCCGUACCGCUGGGCUGGUUCCACACCCUCCAACUGCACCCAGUCCAAGACCAACGCGCCGCCAUUCCAAGACACGCCGUUCCGAUUCUUCAAACGCCCCUAAGAAGGCUCCUCAGGGUGCAGCUACUCACCUCAAACCGAAACUGGAUCUCUCGUUCAGGGAGACCGUGACGGUGAGUGAUGAGGGAAGCGACAAGAGCCCGUUGCCGGAACUCCGGGAAUCCAGGCGGCCAUUUUCGCACGAUAAUUUUCUCAGCAAGCCCACCGAGAAAGUUUUCCUCUCUCGUGCACACUCGCCAGUACUCAGACGUAAGAAAUCUUCGGGAGUCUUGAGUCCUGUGCCUGCUCGUAGACGCAGCGAGUACGAUCAACCUAUGAGAUUUCUAUCGGAUAAUUACCAAAGCACCCAAACACAACCACUCCACCAGGCGAGCCCAGCGACCCACGCCUUCGUGCCAUCAUUGGACAGUGCUAGCUCCAGCAGGCCCGAUGGGGCUGACAUGCAACAUUUCUCCUCCGUCAACCUGCCCCCAAUCUCGAGUCCGACCCGUCACCGCCGGUACAGCAGCGUGGUCCCGCCGGCCCUGGCCAGCCCCACUGACCCCUCCAAGCACGUGUCUUCGAGCAUCCUGGCCCAAACUUUCGGUGGGAAAGGCGGGGGAGGCGUCGGCAUAGCCAAGCAGCGCCGCGUCUCUCAGGCCGUAAACGAACUUUUGCACAUCGAGGAAAUCCGCCGAGCAAGUGAGAUGCGGAACAUCGUUUCCUCUGGACAGCCGGGUCUGGUUGCAAGGGAUAUCCGGUCGCAGAAUCUGGGGGACAUGAUGCAUAGACUCAAGGACUGUAGGUACCUGAGAGCCUCGACCAACGAAGAGGAACUUGUAUGACUGAUUUAAGGAUUGUUGCUUUCAAUAGGCUCUAUGCACGAGUCAGCAAUGAGGUAGUCAUUUUGGAAACGUGAGAGUGGAAAGGAAGUUGUGAAAUCCGUUACAAUCCGGUCUAACACAAUCUGACUUGAUGAUUUGAUUAGCUGAUGAAGAUUUAAAUCUUGUGCUUGAAGUGUCCUGAAGAUAAACCGUGUCUUGGCAUACACUCAAAUUGUAGAAUAGUUUGGCAUCAUCCCACUCGACAGUUUUGUAGUUUUUUAAACGGAAAAUUGCUCGAAAAUACCUAUCCUGUGGUUACGUCUAAGGUUACUGCCUUAUUACAGAUGUCUGUGACAGUUUAACAUUACUUCCAAGUACAUGUAGAAUACGUGAUAUUUUCGUCCACGGCAUGAAGUGGUAGAGCUUCGCACGGUGUGUUGAAUGCGCAAGAGACCAAAAUACGUAAAACAAAAGCCAUAAACAACCAAAAAUGAAAUUAUUUCUCUUCAACCUCUUUUCUUAAUACAUGUAUAAAGUACAGAAAUCGUUAAAAUGUGUAACUGACCGAAAUGUGUGAUGCAUAGGCCCUACACAGAUUAUGAAGGAAUCACUUUCUAGAAAGGGACUGAGUUGUUCACACCGUUAGUUCGGCUGGCAAUUUCUAAGCUUAAAUGUAUUGGACUACUUUCAGUUACCGUGGAGACGAAGAAAUCGCUAGGUUGAAUUUAAACUUAUACCACCUCCUGAAUAUAGAACAUCGUCAAAAUUACGGUCAACAUUUUCAACCUAAUUAUCGAUUCAAAGUAAAACCUAGCCAGUUUUCUACUUUUUUUUCUGUUGAUUAGGUGUGCAUAGUAAGUGACAUACAAAGUUAGGGCGUUUUGUUGGAAGUUGUAAUCAGAGAUGUCAUCCAUUUUUGCUAGCACUGUGUUGUUUGCAAAACCUUUCACCACGUAGUUACGGGUAUUUCGGAGCGAUUUAAGGCUGCACGCGUAUGUUUGUUAGGACUAAAAUACAGACAUUAGCAUUUUAGGCUAACCUUGGAAACUUCUGAAGACUGUAACAAAGCGAAUAUCACCAAAAGCCUAAGCCGUCUGAGAAUUCGUCCUAUUCCCCGUAGGCCUGCAGUUACAGUGGGCAGUUGUCGAUCGGUGGUGGACGCUCGAGGGCAGGGGCUUUCUUGUCUGAGCUGAUCUGGAUUUCGUGAUUUGUUUGUGUUGUUGUGUGUUUCACUUUAUACAUUGUUUAAUUUUGGCAAUAUUUGUCGCCUUUUUAAAAGCAGUUAUUUACAUCUGGCGAAAUAGAUUAAACCAUGGAGGAAGGAAGCUUCCUUCGUGAUUAAACUGGUUUGAAGGGUGCAUUCCACCAAAUGGUU